Messenger RNA from Schizosaccharomyces cryophilus OY26, 1380 nucleotides. RefSeq lists its product as uncharacterized. Lineage: Eukaryota; Fungi; Ascomycota; Schizosaccharomycetes; Schizosaccharomycetales; Schizosaccharomycetaceae. The transcript is spliced from 2 exons. The record is from RefSeq and is a predicted model, not a curated record. The coding region runs from base 268 to 1128 and encodes 286 amino acids.
AGUUUAGCGAAGGAUACCGAAGGAAUGCGAAACUGGCAAAGCCAUUACUUUACCUCUGCAAAACUCUGGUCAUCGCCAUUGCGGACUCAUUUCUCGGUUUUUUAUGGUUUUCUCGGCUUUUUCGGUUUUUUCUUUUAGGGUCAGUUAAUUUAGGCGCUUAUCUAGAAAUUUGCAUGCCUUUGACCCUUCUACUGCGUCGUAAUUCUCUAGUUCACAGUGCAGUCCUAACCCAUCGCAUUGGUGACAGAUGACUCUAUUCUAAGAAAAAUGUACGAAAAAGAAAAAGAAAUUCAGCUAGAGGCUGCGAAACAAGCCAAAUCUUUUUGCUUGAGCUCUUCUGUAAGUUCUGACAGCUUUUUGCCGAAAUACAGCGAAAACUCCUAUUCACAUCUGGACGAUAUGGAAAAAGGUUGCUUAUGUUUACAUUCUGAUCCAGCUCCACCGUACCCAGAAAACAAAGAAUCUUCCAUAAACAUGCGACUAAACCUUUCCUUCGAAUCAAUAACGAAUUUCUUCAUGACAUUAAGGAGUCUCUUCAUGGCAUUACCGUCUCUAGUUUUCUGGCCGGCAAAAAUUGCGAGAAUUCCUGAAGCACGACGCAGACAGGAGAAUGAAGCUCUCCGGCUUGGUUGGUGCUUUAUUGGUUCAAUCGUAUUGGACUUUUUCUUUUCUUACUUUUUCCUUGUCCCCUUUACAAAGGAAUCGAUGAAAGAAUUUGUAGGGUUACGGUUUCAGAUUGCUCUAGCGAUUGUUCUUGUCAUCGCGGCUUUCUACAUGUUCUUGUUUGUUUUUUCACUGUUGCUGGAUUUUAUUGCUUUAGUGCUUUCUGGGAUUGCUUCUUUGAUUUCUGGGAUUGCUUCUUGGAUUCCUUGGAUUGCUUCUGGGAUUGCUUCUUGUAUCAUUGCUGCUCUUGGUUUCAGGAUGUCGUCGGAAAGAAACGACUCGACGGAUGGUAACUGGAUCCCACUAAACACUAUGCCAGUAGGGUCUGAAAAUCAAUCCAACAAUCGUAGUGAUAAUACUGCCGGACAACCAUCAUCUGAAUGUUUUGAGCAACAUCCAAGGACACAUCACAAACCGAGUCAGGCUAGGGAUGCUGAAAGCACUGGAAACGAAUCUCAUGCUUGAACCAUUCUUAUGAUGAUGUCCUGUCUUUUCAUUUAUUCUCUAUGCAGGCUUGUGUUUUCUUUAAAUGUUUUAUUUUGUUUCUUUCGUUUCCCGUUGUAUUUAUUUCCGUUGAGCUUUUGCAUAUAAACACAUUUCAUAGGCCGUUGUUGUUAAAGCUCUAUUGGUUCCAUCGAGGCUUUGCGGCUUUGAGCAAGGAACAAGUGAGGUCGUCGUGGGAUGAUAUGGAUCGUUGACUCUCUAGUUGGUUCUUUC